Cyprinus carpio (common carp) is the source of this 642-nucleotide messenger RNA. Its product is annotated as ankyrin repeat and SAM domain-containing protein 1A-like. The coding region runs from base 331 to 642 and encodes 103 amino acids. Lineage: Eukaryota; Metazoa; Chordata; Actinopteri; Cypriniformes; Cyprinidae. The transcript has 2 exons. The record is from RefSeq and is a predicted model, not a curated record.
AAAAACCCAUGGAGUUUCUUGGCAAGGGGAGGGCAGAGGAACACAAACUGUGGGUGGACCCCUGUGACAAUGUAGAUCAGGCACCUAAACCCUCCCUGGUUGAAAAACACUAGUACCACGAAGGCUUACAGUGGUUAGUACCGCUGUAGAUCCGGAAGGCUGCUAGUUUAAGUUUAAUUCCCUGGAUAAUACAGGCUUACGCUGAAUAAUACCAGGUGGACAAGGACUAAUAGUCUGCUUAUCGCAGGUAAAGAGGAUUCGUGUCCAGACCGCCAGACAGACCCCUGCUUUGCUGUUCCAGACAGAAAAACCCACAACGCCAAGCCAGAGAUGUCCAAUCUCGCACCAGAUGCUCAGGCCCGUCCAGACCAGACUGAGAGUGAUGGGUCCUCUGAACCGUCACCCCAGGCUUUGAGGAAGCCACCUGGGCAUCUGAAAUUGGCACGCAGCCUUUCUAAAUCAGACUCCGACCUGCUGGCUUCCCCUCAUUGUGAGGACGACGGGCCUCUUGGUGGCCGGAGCGAAUCCCUGUCCAACUGUGCUGAUGAGAGGAAGGAAACGGAGCAGAUGCCAUCGUUUGCCUCCGAAUGGGACGAGAUUGAAAAGAUCAUGAAUGUAUAUAAUAAAUAUUCAAUCGUUUGA